UUCUCACAGUUUUUUCGUCGUUUUCGUGCAGAAAGUCGCCAUGAAAGGUGCUAAAGCUAAGGCUGACACCAGAAAAACCGACAGCAGGCUGAGGAGUAAAAGUGCUGCAACGGGAAAGAAACCAUCGAAGAAAGCCGCAAAGGAUCCAAACAAGCCGAAGAGGCCUGCGAGUGCAUUCUUCGUUUUCAUGGAGGAGUUUAGGAAGCAAUACGCAAAAGAACAUCCCAAUAACAAGGCCGUGUCCGCGGUCGGUAAAGCUGGAGGUGAAAAAUGGAAAUCAAUGUCUGAAGCUGACAAAGCUCCUUUUGUAGCCAAAGCAGAGAAGAGGAAGACCGAGUACAACAAGAACAUGCAGGCUUACAAUAAGAAAUUGGCUGAGGGAGGAAAUGGUGCGGAUGAGGAGUCUGAUAAGUCCAAGUCUGAAGUGAACGAUGAGGAGGAUGAAGAGGAUGAGAGCGGAGAGGAGGAAGAUGACGAUGACGAGUAGAUGAAAGCGCGGGGGGAUGAGCAAUUGGUGUAUUGGUUGCUUAGGACUACUUGCAAUUUCAGAUUCACUCUUUUGUCUAAUAUCAUAAAAUAGCUACUUUUUUUAUUUCCUUUAAUGGUAGAAUUAGGUUUAGAGAAAGAAGGGAUUAGUUUCAGGAUCUUGCUGUGUCCCAUGUGGUUCUGUACCUAAUCUUUUCAUCCUUCAAUGAUUUAGCUUGCCUUCAUGCUUUAAA
Molecule: messenger RNA, 719 nt
Organism: Corylus avellana
Lineage: Eukaryota; Viridiplantae; Streptophyta; Magnoliopsida; Fagales; Betulaceae
Source: RefSeq, a predicted model, not a curated record